GCUGGUGUCGCGGGGCGCCGGCGCAGAGAAGGACAGGGGGCGGGGCGUCCGGACCGUGAGGCCGAGUGUGAGGACCGACCCGGCGGGUCGCCGCGGCGGGAAGAUGGCGGAGCUGCGCGCGCUUGUGGCUGUCAAGAGGGUCAUCGACUUCGCCGUGAAGAUCCGGGUGAAGUCCGACAGGACGGGUGUGGUCACGGAUGGCGUGAAGCACUCCAUGAACCCCUUCUGCGAGAUCGCCGUGGAGGAGGCCGUACGGCUCAAGGAGAAGAAGCUGGUGAAGGAAGUCAUUGCCGUCAGCUGCGGGCCUACCCAGUGCCAGGAGACCAUCCGCACCGCUCUGGCCAUGGGUGCAGACCGAGGCAUCCACGUGGAGGUGCCGGCUGCGGAGGCGGAUCGCCUGGGUCCCCUGCAGGUGGCCCGGGUCCUGGCCAAGCUGGCAGAGAAGGAGAAGGUGGACCUGGUGCUGCUGGGCAAGCAGGCCAUCGAUGAUGAUUGUAACCAGACAGGGCAGAUGACAGCCGGAUUUCUGGACUGGCCACAGGGCACAUUCGCCUCCCAGGUGACGAUGGAAGGGGACAAGAUGAAAGUGGAGCGGGAGAUCGAUGGGGGCCUGGAGACCCUGCGCCUGAAGCUGCCUGCCGUGGUGACCGCUGACCUGCGGCUCAACGAGCCCCGCUACGCCACGUUGCCCAACAUCAUGAAAGCCAAGAAGAAGAAGAUCGAGGUGAUCAAGGCCGGGGACCUGGGCGUGGACCUGACCUCCAAGCUCUCCGUAAUUAGCGUGGAAGACCCACCCCAGCGCACGGCCGGUGUCAAGGUGGAGACCACAGAGGACCUGGUGGCCAAGCUGAAGGAGAUUGGGCGCAUUUGAGCCCUUUCCCUGAAACCCGGCAAUAAAACCAUGACUCUUCCGA
Balaenoptera acutorostrata (minke whale) is the source of this 914-nucleotide messenger RNA. RefSeq names its product electron transfer flavoprotein subunit beta (gene ETFB). Gene Ontology annotation, molecular function: electron transfer activity. Bases 104 to 871 code for a protein of 255 amino acids. Gene Ontology annotation, cellular component: cytosol. The record is from RefSeq and is a predicted model, not a curated record. Lineage: Eukaryota; Metazoa; Chordata; Mammalia; Artiodactyla; Balaenopteridae. The transcript is spliced from 6 exons.